CAUAAAGAUCUUACAAGAUUAUGGAUUUUAUGGGGUGGAGAAAGUGGGUGGAUUACAGUUAGAUUGGGCUCUGAUUACUUCUUUAGUGGAGAGAUGGAGACCCGAGACACAUUCAUUCCAUCUUCCAUUUGGAGAGGUGAGAAUUACGCUACAAGAUGUUGAGGUUUUACUUGGAUUGCCCGUAGAUGGCAUUCCAUUGUCGGGGGCACUAGUCGAUCAAGAGAUCAGUGGAUUCAGAUUUGUGAUGACAUGAUGGGUUUGAGACCUGAACCAUCUGAUAUUACGUCUUCUACGAUUAAGAUAUCUGCAAUUGAACCGAAGACGCUGACAGAGCACAAUGUAGAAGUUGAUUACCAACAGCAUGCUAGAGCUAUCAUGUUUAAGUUGAUGGGUGGCAGCUUAUUUCCCAACACGACGGGAAAUAAGUUUGUUUGGAUGCCGUAUCCGAAUCUCGAGACCCUACCACCCUUUUGUUCAGUCGGACUCCCAAUAUGGACAUCACGCAUCCCUUUGAUCUAUGGCUAUGUCGUGGAGAUGUGCUAUCCGGAUCGAUUUUGCAGACAGUUUGGUGCCCUCCAACGUGUUCCUCUCGAUGUUGUGUAUGAUCGACGCCUACAUAACAUUAAGUUGACCACUAUGGAGCUCGGUGACAAUGAGAGACAUUAUUUAGGUGUAUGGGAGGGACGUUACGCUGCAAAUGUACUGAUGGAAUUUGGGAUGUCGGAUGCCACGCCUGAGUAUCGUCAGUGGUAUUACCUCCAUGGUCGAAGACAAAUAGAAACCCUGCACAUCAGCCUAGAACAGGCUACGUCCCCAUUUCUCCUGAGCUACAGACAGCACUAUCUUGUAUGUCAUCAGCGACUUGAUCCAGGUAGGCACCCGGAUGGUUUUGUACCUUCUCACGAGGUAGCGCUAGUUCAUGACUUGUUAGGUGAUUGUAUACGUGCUCUUGGACAUGCAUCUAUCCUCAAUCAUCCUCAGCAGCAACCAGUAUACAAUCCAGGACAUAUUCCGAGAAGGGCAUACAGAAGUGAUUUUGACCAGAUGCUACUCCAAAUAGCAUCCAAAAAUCAAGAAGCCUACAACUGGCUUAAUGUCAUUCCAAAACACAAGUGGGCUUUGUCACAUGAUGAAGGUGGGGCACGUUGUGGUAUAAUGACUACAAAUUCCUCAGAAAGUUUCAAUCAUGUCCUUAAAGGAUGUCGUUGUUUGCCAGUAUAUGCCAUUGUGCAGUUCACCUAUGAUAAGUUGGUAAAACUUUUCGCUGAGAGGCGAACCAAUGGAUAUAAUAUUAAAUCUGAUGUGGAAGUUGACAUGUCACACAGCCUAAACCACCACCUAAAGAGGAAAAAAAGAAACCCAGUUUCUUCCCGAUCUCUGAAGAAUCGCACCUAAAAUGUCGCCUUUCCUUUUCUUCCUCAGUCAAUCGCGAUCUCCGUUUCAUCUCCCCUCCUUUCCUGAACAAAAUCAGACACACUACUAUUUUAAUUAUGCAGAUUUCAUACCAUAUCAACUACGAAUCCAUUUCUUCGAUUAUAAUCGUUGAAUGGUUUAGGCAUAUCAUUGAAUGUGUUUUUGGGCAGAUUCAUUUCAAUCUCUCCCGGAUUUCGUAACUCAACAGAACAAGAUUCACUUCAUACCCAAUUUCCGGCGUAUGAGGUGCUUUUUCGUGUAAAAUCAGGUCAUCUACCUUCAUAUUAUUCUUAAAUUGUGCCUUAAUUUGUCACAUAUCCCUUUAUUGUGUGAGUGAGAUGCUUGCCUCUUAAUGUCCUUUUUGCUUAAUCCGUUGAAGACUUGAAGUUGUAGAUUGAGUUGCUUAAUGUUCUAAAUUGUACUCUGACAUUAUUUUUUUCAAGUUAAAGCUUUGCCUCUUUUUGUCUUUUUUUCUCUAAAAAAAUGUCCUAAAAUACAAAAACAAUACUUUUGGGUUUCUUAUACAUAAAACCUCGAUUUUAUGUAUUUCU
This is a messenger RNA of Cuscuta campestris, 1964 nucleotides long. Lineage: Eukaryota; Viridiplantae; Streptophyta; Magnoliopsida; Solanales; Convolvulaceae. The record is from the annotation of a GenBank genome assembly.